UUCUGGUUGGUACUUAAAGUGAUUGCUAUUUGUCCUGGCUGAGAAACCUCAGCCGCCAGUCGCAGGGCAAGUGUCGCAGCUCUCGGGUAUCAAGCGCAGAUACACCUUGGAGGUGCAAUCCGGACUGCUAGUAAGUGCCUUACCGUCUGCCGCAUGGGUUGCUACAUACUCGUCGCAGGUCACGUCAACUCUCCCUUUGACUUGGACAGAAACCUGUACCUUAAAAAGGCCUUUUGUGUUGGCUUCAGGUUUUCAGAAAGUGUCAAGUCCACACAUGAGCGGGAAGACCAGUAUCUUAUGGCCGUGUUCGAUAUUCCUUUUUGCGUAUUACAAGGGUUGGGUCGACCUCUUACAGACUCGACCUUACAUCAAUCUUUCACACGGCUCCUUGCAACCGAAAUCUCGCAAUCAAUUUGGUUAGCUGCAUAUACCUUUGUCCCUGACUGCCUAUCCGCUGUUCUAGGUAGCACGAAAUAUGCGUCGCCCCGCCAUCGUCGACGAGAAAUUCGUUGACGGAGCUUGAAAUUGUCAAGCAACUGUGAUGUUUUCCCUCGCCACAUGAGAGAUAUCUCCUCAGCCUACUAUGUUCUGAUUCCGCCUUCUGCUCAAGAUGUUUGCUGCCUCAUAUGACCUCAGAGUUGGUAUUACUUAUGAUUCCUUAUCUUGUCGGCCGUUGCAGCUUGACGCUUCUGCUACAGCCAGUGGCCCAUCUUCUUUUUACUCGCCAAAAGUUACAGGGUUGACCUCAUUUGUGUUAUUGUGGCCGGCUUGACUCCGGUAAGGCCUGACGUAGGGGCAUAUCUCGACACUCCGCGGUCAAAGGCUGAAUUGCGCAAAAACCGUGGAUUGACUUAUUGAUCCCAUCAGAGACAGAUAUGUUCUGUAAGGUAAACGGCAUGUUCCAGCUUGGAAAUCAUUUGGCGGAAAAGGAUUUGGAGCAUAGGAUAGUGGAGGCAGAGCAGGAGCAGUGUUGGCACGCCAUACACCGACAGGACGAAGGGUGUGAAGUCAAUUCCACUGCGGUACCGAAAGAGAUUACCACGGAGCCGGCAAAUGGACCACCAGUACCUUGUAUCGACGACAGUCACUGUCAAAACAAUCCUCCACCAAUGGACGACGCAAAAGCUGAGGCUUUUGAGCCUGUUGGGCAUGCUGAGACUGCUGAACCUGCCACAUCAGCUGAGACCGCUAAGACGGCCGGGCGUGCUGAGACCUCUGAGUGUACCGAACGUGCCGAGACUGCUAAACCUGCCGAACCAGUUGGGACAGCUGAGACCGCAGGGCUCCCAGAAACUGUUGAACCUGCCGAACUUGCCGAGACUGCUGACACCGCUGAGGCUGCUGAGACUGGAGAAGUAGCAACUACUCAGGAUACAGUCACACAGAUUGCGCCGAUGAUAUUGCCGGACCUGGAUAUCACUGACGAAGCUUAUGCUGAAAGCACCAGUACCAGUUAUGUGACAUCAAUUGCGUCGGAGAUUUCACGAGGUAUCUUGGAGAACGAACGAUUGUACCCACAGUAUGGCAAACACAGCUACGGGAUGCCUAUCGAUGAAGCGGAAAUGGAUCGAAUGGAUUUGCAGCACCGCAAGUACGAGAUGGUGAUCGGUGACAGACAUUUCCUGGCACCUAUUGGUAACCAGCCUCAGCGUAUACUCGAUUUGGCUACCGGUACUGGCAUCUGGGCUCUUGACGUGGCGGACUUGUUUCCUUGCGCAGAGGUGCUUGGAGUCGACAUUGCACCGAUUCAGCCCAAAUGGGUGGCACCCAACUGUCAGUUCGAGAUAGACGACAUCGAGGACACGUGGACCUACAGAAAAGAAAGCUUUGAUUUUAUCCACUUGCGGGAUCCGUUGUACGUGGUACGGGACUGGCCAAGACUGAUGCGACAGGCAUACGAACAUACCAAACCGGGCGGUUGGUGUGAACUGGCGUCGGUGUAUCCCUGCGCCAUGUGUGAUGAUGGUACUAUGCCGCAAGAUUCGAUGUUCAAGUUCAUUUGUGACCGAUUCAUCGAGGCGUCAUAUGGACUAGGCGCUCCUUUAGACUCCUGUCUCCGGUUUGCAGAAUACCUUCGGAAUGCUGGAUUUGUCGACGUGAUGGAGCACAUCUUCAAAAUCCCCUCUUCCCCUUGGCCCAAGGACAAACGGCUGAAGAAGAUCGGGGCAUUGGAAUUGACCAACUUGGUCGAGGGAGCAUCCGCAUUCGGACUGCGGGUGUUUUCUCAUACCUAUGGUUGGAGCCGAGCGGACACGGAGCUGGCCAUGGUUGGGUUUCGUCACGACGUCAAGAAUCGCAAUUACCACCAAUACGUGCAAUAUUAUGUAGUGUACGGACGGAAGCCGGCAAGGGAAGAGAUAUAGGAACUCCGGACGGUGGAAACAAGCAGUCUACCUAGGUAGGAUUAGCAUGGCUUCUGGGAGGCCACCCGAUGUUGAUGGCUGUCAGCGGCUUUGCAGUGGCUCCUACACAUUCGUUUUACUGUCGGCAAGACUAUUAAGCGGGUGUCGGGUCACGUGGUACUCAGGGCUUACCGUAUGAUGUGGCUCUAUCAAUCAGGGUCUAAUCCACUUCUAGUUUCCGA
Messenger RNA from Exophiala dermatitidis NIH/UT8656, 2584 nucleotides. RefSeq lists its product as uncharacterized. The transcript is spliced from 2 exons. NCBI's taxonomy places the organism in Eukaryota, Fungi, Ascomycota, Eurotiomycetes, Chaetothyriales, Herpotrichiellaceae. Bases 876 to 2363 code for a protein of 495 amino acids. Gene Ontology annotation, molecular function: methyltransferase activity. The record is from RefSeq and is a predicted model, not a curated record.